This is a messenger RNA of Hibiscus syriacus, 834 nucleotides long. RefSeq names its product 60S ribosomal protein L18a-like protein. The record is from RefSeq and is a predicted model, not a curated record. Bases 208 to 516 code for a protein of 102 amino acids. NCBI's taxonomy places the organism in Eukaryota, Viridiplantae, Streptophyta, Magnoliopsida, Malvales, Malvaceae. The transcript is spliced from 5 exons.
UACGGUAACGCUGACACCAAUAAAGACCCACUGAUAAAAUGGAAAGAAAAUCAAUUCUCAACCAGACUUCGAUUUGCUUUGCUUUUUCCCUUCUCUAAAAUUGAAUUUCUUCUCCUUGACUCUCUCGCUUUGAUUGACAGAGCGGGUCCUUCAAAGGCAGAGAGAGGAGCUGAGGCAACUGUCUGACUGUUAGGCUUGGAUACAUGCAUGGAUCAAAGGCACUCAACAGAACCGGUAGAACACAAAAACGGCGAAUAUGAACUUAUUGGAGAUGCAGAAGAUCCACGUCUGGGAAUGUACGAUAAACCUCUUCCUUGCUUCGGCUGUGGAAUAGGAUGGUUUUCUCUUCUGCUAGGAUUUGUUUUCCCGUUGAUGUGGUACUAUGCUACCAUUCUCUACUUCAGAAACUACUAUCAAAGGGAUCCUAGGGAGAGGGCUGGACUUGCUGCCUCCGCAAUAGCUGCAAUGAUAUGUACAAUUGCUGUAAUAAUCACAACAGCAGUUCUUAUCUUCUAGUUCUCGCUGCCACCAUCUGUGUAUUUACCUCUGCUUAUGGUGGUGCUUCUUCAAACAAAAGGUGAGACAAGAGUACUAAACCUGUAAUGGGCCCGGCUAAAAAAAUGGGAAAGAAGCAAAAACAUAUUAGGAACCUCGAGAAUAAUUGAAAGUUCAGUUGUGAAUGAUGUAGUCCUCUCUAGGCUUGUACAAAACUGAAAGUCUAUUAUUACAGCUUUCGAGAACGGAACUGUGUUAUGAUAUCCAUGGUAGGGGAAUCUUGUGAACUAGUAACACACUACUAGAAUAUGAAAUUACUGAUAUUGUGACUUUAAAACA